GCGGCGAAAAUCAAUAUGGCGUAAAAUAAAAUUUAAAUACACGAUAGACACAAGACAAUAAUAAUAAAAAUUAUCAACAAGUGAAAGGAGAGUAAAAAAACUUGUUCUUGAACACAAAUUACACAAUCCCACUUUUUAUCUCAGAAUAGUCCAGUAAACUCAGCAGUUUUCAGUCUACAAUCUCCAAUUAUAUAAAAAUAUAUUAAAAAAUGUCUUCAAAUGUACUUGGACGUGUAUUUAUUUACGGAGGUAAAGGAGCACUUGGAUCAGUAUGCGUUAAUAAAUUUAAAUCAAAUAAUUGGUGGGUCGGAAAUAUUGACAUGAAAGAAAAUGAAUCAGCAGACGCAAACAUUGUAGUGAAUGGUAGCAGCAGCUGGCAGGAGCAAGAGACAAAUAUUCUUAAGCAGGUCAAAGAAAUUCUUCAGGACGAUAAAUUAGACGGAAUAAUUUGCGUGGCUGGUGGAUGGGCUGGUGGCAAUGCGGCUCACAAGGAUUUUAUUUCAAAUACUGAGCUGAUGUGGCGGCAAAGUGUAUGGAGUUCAACGAUAGCUGCUAGUAUUGCUGCUCAUCAUUUGAAAGAAGGAGGAUUUUUAUCACUGACUGGUGCUAAAGCUGCACUUGAUGCCACACCUGGUAUGAUUGGCUACGGAAUGGCCAAAGCUGCUGUUCAUCAGCUCACUAAAUCACUGGCUGCUGAUGGUUCUGGAUUGCCAAGUAGUGCUACGGUUGUCUCAAUACUGCCCGUUACUUUGGACACUCCGAUGAAUCGCAAGUGGAUGCCUAAAGCUGACACCAGUACCUGGACUCCGUUGGAAUUUAUUUCUGAACUUUUCUGGCAAUGGAGUAACAAAAAAAAUCUUCCAAAAACUGGCAGUCUGGUGCAAUUAAUUACCACUGACAAUAAAACUCAAGUCAUUGAGGAAUAAUUUUAUCCUUACCAUGAUUCUGAUACUUUUGUUUUUUUAUUUUAAAGGUACGUACAUUCCUUGGCAAAAUAAAUAAAUAUAUAUCUGCUGUUAUAAAUAUAUAUAAAAAAUAAAAUAAUGACAAUAAUUAUUU
Messenger RNA from Microplitis mediator, 1059 nucleotides. It is a transcript of the gene Dhpr, whose product is annotated as dihydropteridine reductase. Gene Ontology annotation, molecular function: 6,7-dihydropteridine reductase activity; NADPH binding; NADH binding. NCBI's taxonomy places the organism in Eukaryota, Metazoa, Arthropoda, Insecta, Hymenoptera, Braconidae. The record is from RefSeq and is a predicted model, not a curated record. Gene Ontology annotation, biological process: tetrahydrobiopterin biosynthetic process; L-phenylalanine catabolic process. The transcript has 3 exons. Gene Ontology annotation, cellular component: cytoplasm. The coding region runs from base 210 to 926 and encodes 238 amino acids.